This is a messenger RNA of Eupeodes corollae, 3146 nucleotides long. RefSeq names its product zinc finger and SCAN domain-containing protein 2-like. Gene Ontology annotation, cellular component: nucleus. The record is from RefSeq and is a predicted model, not a curated record. The transcript has 8 exons. The coding region runs from base 96 to 3065 and encodes 989 amino acids. NCBI's taxonomy places the organism in Eukaryota, Metazoa, Arthropoda, Insecta, Diptera, Syrphidae. Gene Ontology annotation, molecular function: zinc ion binding; RNA polymerase II cis-regulatory region sequence-specific DNA binding; DNA-binding transcription factor activity. Gene Ontology annotation, biological process: regulation of transcription by RNA polymerase II.
UUUUUGAUGACAGAUUGUGAAUUGUGGUUUUGUGAUAAUAUGAAAUUUUACUUUACCAAAAUAAUAAAAUAACAAAAUAACUGCAAAGCACAAAAAUGGAAAAUAUCGUAUUUAUGGAUCAACUUACUUGCCGAACUUGUUUAAUAAAUGUUGAAGUUUCUAAUUCAUUACAUGAUAGUUUUGAGUUUGAUAGAAAAAUUGAACUUAAAGAGAUCCUUUCGAAAGUGUCCAGUAUUGUGAUUGAUUGGAAUAAAACCAUACAACUUACACGAAUAUGUACUGAAUGCACAGAAAAACUGCUCAAAGCCUAUGAAUUCCAAACACAAAUCGAGACAAGUGAAAGACGUCUCAAUGAAUAUUUUGAGGAUGUCAAGAAGUGUGAGGAGAGAGUUGAAGAUGAGGACGAUCAACAAAUAACAACAACUAUAGAUUCAACAUCAAAUGAUGGUUUUAUUAUUGAAGAAGUUGAUGAAAAUAUUUUAGAUCUCAUAACAUUUAAGACAGAAACAAGUAGUCCAACUAAAGAAGAGACAGUUGAAGCAGAUGAAAAUUUGCCAUCCGAAUCAAAGUCUCCAAUUUCCAUUGAAAUUCUAGAUGACAAAGCCGAAGAAAUAUCUGAAGACUUGAAUGCAUCUCCUAAGCGAAGAAUUAAAACAAAGGAACAAAAACUGAAUAAAAUAAAAAAGCCAAAAAAAGAAAAAGUUGGUAGGAAAGGAAAAGCUCCUAGUUUAAUCGAAGAUGCAGCUUUUCAAUGUGAAACUUGUGCAAGGAAAUUCUUCUCUACCGAAACCUUAGAACGUCAUCAAAAGUGUCAUUUGGGAUCUGGUUCGUUUCAAUGUAAUCACUGUGCUCGAAGUUUUACAAAAAAGGAUAAUCUUCUGCGACACAUGAUAACACACAAAGUAACAGAAGAUGUUCCUAAGAAGCAUAAGUACAAGCAUGGGCUUUGUCCGCAUUGUGGUGAAAGUUUUCCCGCCGCAAGUUUGAUAAUUCACAUUCGACGGCAUACAGGUGAAACACCAUAUAAGUGUGAAAUAUGUGGCAAGGGCUAUCCUCGUCUUCAAGAUAUGACGAUACACAAACGUUUACACACUGGCGAGAAGCCACAUGUGUGUACAACAUGUGGUAAGGCUUUUUCCAGAACUAACUCAUUAGCCAGACACAUUCGUGUUCACACUGGUGAACGACCAUAUAAAUGCAAUCAAUGUGAUAAGGCAUUCGCCCAAUCCAACGACCUGAAUUUGCACAUUCGUCGUCAUACUGGGGAGAAACCGUAUAAGUGUAAUGUUUGUAAUUUAAGUUUUAUAAAUGGAUCCAUAUUAAAGAAUCACAGAAAAUCAGCAUCACAUUACGAAGAUGACCAAAAAGUUCCAGAUCGUUAUGAGAAAAUUCGUGUUACGAAUCCACAUCGAGCUUGUUGGACAACUAAGGGAGAUGAAAAAAAAGUUAUAGCAGUUAAGGAUAUAAAAGAAUCGAUAACAAUGACGAGGGGAGAAGUAGAGCAAGACUUUAAAAUGGAAAGUAUUGUUUAUUUGGAUCAUUUAACAUGUCGAACUUGUUUAAAUAAUAAUAUGGAUGUUUCUAAUUCGCUCUAUGAUUGCGUAGAAUAUGAAACAAAAAUUGAACUCAAAGAGAUUCUUUGGAAAAUCUCAAAUGUUGUGAUUGCAUCAAAUGAAAAUAUACAACCGACUCGUAUUUGUAUGGCAUGCACAGAAAGACUUCUCGAGGCAUACGAUUUUCUGGUCAAAGUCGAGGAAAGCGAGAGAAGACUCAAGGAGUAUUUUGAUAGUGUGGUCCUAAAGUUGGAUGAAGUCCAAGAAGAGAAUAGUUAUGUUCAAGAAAUCAAUUCUACUCCACCAGACGAAGAAGAUUACCAUAUUCUCAAUGAAUUAUCAAGGGAACCAACCGAAGAGGAAUACGAUUUUGAAGAAGAGGUUGUUGAUGUGCAGGACGCCCAAAUAUACGAUGUUAUGUUACAAAAAAACUCACAGGAAUCGAUAGAAAGUCAUUCAUUGACAAUGUCCAAUGGUGAAGUGAUUCAAAUAGAAGGAAUUAAAGCCGAAAUAAAAUGUAUAGAAGAUUUUCCUAUUAAAUACGAAACAUCUGUUGAAGGUGAAAUCUUAGACAAUGUGUCAAUCAAAUCAGAGUCAGUUGUACCUGUAUCAAUGGUGGUAGAACAACUUGACGAAAUAAAUUGUGAAAUAAUAUCGGAACAAGAGGAGGACAAUCAAAGUAACAUUCAUGAAGGAAAUGAAGAAACAGAAAUUCCAAUUCAAGCCUUCGAAUGUCCGACUUGCCUUAGAGUGUAUUCUAAACGGGGAUCAUUGGCUCGUCAUCAACAAUCACACCAAACUUCUGGUUCAUUUGAAUGCAGUCACUGUGAAAAAAGUUUCACCCGCAAGGAUAAUUUGCUCCGUCAUAUGAUAACCCACAAGGAAGGACAGAGAAAGCAUAAAUACAAACAUGGUCUGUGUCCGUUUUGUGGAGAGAGUUUUCCCCAAGCUAGCUUAAUUAUCCACAUACGACGACACACCGGCGAAAAACCAUAUAAAUGCGACAUAUGUGACAAAGGUUACCCACGGUCUCAGGAUCUUUUGAUACAUAAACGAUCUCACACUGGUGAAAAGCCACAUUUGUGUAAUAUCUGCGGGAAAGCCUUUUCGCGUCCAAAUAAAUUGGCACGACACAUUCGAGUGCACACCGGUGAGCGUCCGUAUAAAUGUACUCAAUGUAGCAAAGCGUUCGCACAAUCAAACGAUUUAAAUCUACACAUUCGCCGUCAUACGGGUGAGAAGCCCUAUAAAUGUGGAAUAUGUAAUGAAGGAUUUAUCAAUGGAACAGCGCUCAAGAACCAUCGACAGUCGGCAAAGCAUUUUAGCAAAGAAGAUCAGCGGGUAGAUCGCUAUGAAAAAAUUCGGGUAACAAAUCCGCAUCGACCAUGUUGGAGGACAAAAUUAAAUGGAACGGAAACGCUACCAAUACAGACAGACGGCAAAUCUGUUUCGAACAUUCAAAGUAUUGAGGAGGAUUUGGGUUUAAUAGUAGAAGCCGAUGAGAACUCUUGAUAAAUUAAGAAUAAUUGAUUUAGGUUAAAUUAAGAAUGCACAAAAAAAAGAUUGAUUUAUUAAUAAAGAAAACCAAAAUUA